GAUCUGGGCGAAGGGGGUGGUUGGAGCCUGCGCCGUCCUGCAGGUCGGUGGAGACGCUCCUCUGGGCUCUAGGGGGAGCCCCGCUUCUGCUGCCGGGCUGCGCGCCUCCGCCCUCUCUUCUCGCUGGUCUGCGCACGCCUCCUUCGCUAUCUGCGCUCUGCUCGCGGGGAAGAGUGCGCGGGUGCAGAGGUGCUUUCACUUUCCCUUCCCCGUGCCCACUCCUCGUUCCUCGUGCGGCGCCGGUUCCUGAGCCCCCCGUCACGGCCAUGGCCAUGCUCAGUGUCCAGCCCGAAGCUCAAGCCAAGGUGAACGUGUUCCGAGAAGACCUGAGUGCCAAGACAGAGAAGCUGCUUGGGAGCUACUUCCCCAAGAAGAUUUCGGAUUUGGAUGCCUUUUUAAAGGAACCAGCUCUCAACGAAGCCAACCUGAGCGAACUCAAGGCCCCAUUAGACAUCCCAGUGCCAGAUCCAGUCAAGGAGAAGGAGAAGGAGGAGCGGAAAAAACAGCAGGAGAAGGAAGACAAGGAUGACAAGAAGAAAGGGGACGAUGAAGACAAAGGUCCUCCUUGUGGCCCAGUGAGCUGUAAUGAGAAGAUUGUGGUCCUUCUACAGCGAAUAAAGCCUGAGAUCAAGGAUGUCAUUGAGCAACUCAACCUGGUCACCACCUGGUUGCAGCUGCAGAUUCCCAGAAUUGAAGAUGGCAACAAUUUUGGAGUGGCUGUCCAGGAGAAGGUGUUUGAGCUGAUGACCAGCCUUCACACUAAACUGGAAGGUUUCCACACUCAGAUCUCCAAGUAUUACUCUGAGCGGGGCGAUGCCGUAGCCAAAGCUGCUAAGCAGCCCCAUGUGGGUGAUUAUCGGCAGUUGGUACAUGAACUGGAUGAAGCAGAGUACCGAGACAUUCGGCUGAUGGUCAUGGAGAUCCGCAAUGCUUAUGCUGUGCUAUAUGACAUUAUCUUGAAGAACUUCGAGAAGCUUAAGAAGCCCAGAGGAGAAACAAAAGGAAUGAUCUACUGAGAGCUUCCGCUCGUUCUCAGAGGAUUGGAGCAGAGACCUUCCAUCUCUUGGUGGGGGGUUUCCAAACUUGCCUCUGCCUUGUCUCCCAGGCAUAAUAAAUCUAGUUUUCUGGUUGUCUAUUA
Molecule: messenger RNA, 1138 nt
Organism: Sorex fumeus (smoky shrew)
Lineage: Eukaryota; Metazoa; Chordata; Mammalia; Eulipotyphla; Soricidae
Gene: PSME1
Product: proteasome activator subunit 1
Exons: 11
Coding region: 267-1016 (249 amino acids)
Biological process (GO): positive regulation of endopeptidase activity; regulation of G1/S transition of mitotic cell cycle; regulation of proteasomal protein catabolic process
Cellular component (GO): cytoplasm; proteasome activator complex; nucleoplasm
Molecular function (GO): endopeptidase activator activity
Source: RefSeq, a predicted model, not a curated record